Molecule: messenger RNA, 1182 nt
Organism: Peronospora farinosa
Lineage: Eukaryota; Oomycota; Peronosporomycetes; Peronosporales; Peronosporaceae
Source: the annotation of a GenBank genome assembly
AUGGAGGCAGCCGUGCAGCAGACAAAAAAGAUCAUUACACGCGAGUUGUCGACCCCUUCACGAAUCCAAACUGACUACAAUGUCGACAAUGAAACCGCUUUUAACCCCGUAACAAUCGGUCUCGAGUCUGACUUUGUUUUAACGGAUUUUAGCGCUCUUAAAGGUUGUGGCUGUAAACUUCCUCAAUCGAAAUUAUUGAGCUAUUUAAAUGACUUGGAAAACGAUCUCAAACCCAAUGAGACACCAGGAAUGGAUUCAAGUGUAGUCAAGAUUUCACAUGGAAAGGACUUGUUUCUUGUAUCGACUACUGAUUUCUUCUUCCCUUCGGUUGAAGACCCCUAUGUACAGGGCAAGAUCGCCUGUGCGAAUGUCCUGUCCGAUGUCUACGCUAUGGGCGUUACUCAAGUGGAUACAAUGCUCAUGAUCCUAGGAGUGUGCAGAGACAUGAACGAGAAACAACGGGACGUUGUCACGACGUACAUGAUCCGUGGCUUUAAUGACCUGGCACGUCAGGCACACACCAAUGUUACUGGUGGUCAGACGGUUAUGAACCCAUGGCCUCUUGUUGGUGGUGUUGCUAUGAGUGUACGCAGCGAGAGUCAAAUCAUUCGUCCAGAGAAUGCCGUAGUGGGGGAUGUGAUUAUCCUGACAAAGCCGCUCGGUACUCAAGUUGCGGUAAACCUUUUUCAAUGGAAGAAAAAGCCUGAGCGCUGGCAGCGUUUGCAAGAGAUUGUUACACCUGAAGAUGCCGACGUGGCUUUCCAGAUGGCAUCGGAAUCCAUGAGCCGACUCAAUCUAAACGCUGCCAAGAUGAUGCACAAGCAUGGUGCACACUCUGCAACGGACGUGACGGGCUUCGGUAUUCUUGCUCACGCGCGCAACCAAGCCAAGUCACAGCUGGGUGAUGUCUCCUUCGAGCUGCACAUUCUCCCGGUCAUCAAAAACAUGGUUCAGGUAAACGAGAUCAUAGGCAAUCCAUUCAAGUUGCUGGAUGGUUUUGCGGCAGAAACGUCGGGCGGUCUACUGAUUUGUCUCCCUGCUGAGAACGCCGAAGCAUUUAUCAAAGAGCUACGCGAACUUGAUGACAAACCUGCGUGGAUUGUGGGCCGCGUUGUCGCCGGUUCAAAGGACGCCUAUAUUGUACCAAAUCCCACCAUUAUUGAUGUCUCUCCGGAAGACUAA